AUGUGCUUGGGACCGCCAUCCCCGCACCCCAGCUCUCUUGAAGCUGACGAGGGCUCAGACGAGAUUUCACCUUGCGCUUGGCAGCAGACCUAUAAUGAUAUUUUGUUACAUUCGGCGAGCGAUAACGAGCACUGGACAUGCAGUCAUGCUGUAUGUCAGAACGUAGACGUGCUAUCACGAGAUAUCCCGUAUGGAGACCCAGAAUCAUCUCCCCCUCUCGCUUACAUCCGAUCGUCCCAAGCAGUAUCGGACCCGGACCCGAUCUCCCACACCGGUAUGGAAAAGCCGCAUGGUGUGCGCUGGACAUACGGAGGCGGUCUAGACGAUAUGACGACCAGACUGACCGGUCAACUGAUGGAUCUACGUCGGAGUGCUAAGCGGAUCAUCUGCAAGGAUGACCGACUGGGCCAUGUUCUUGGCGGAAGAUGUUUCUUCUUCCGCAUGUCAGCCUACGUGUCUCGUGUGGUGGAAGACGUAUCUGUAAGCAUGAUGAGUGCAUGUAUCCUUCCAAUUGGAACCGGCAAGCAGUACCAGCGGGCCAAGACGAUGCUCUAG
Molecule: messenger RNA, 555 nt
Organism: Dissoconium aciculare CBS 342.82
Lineage: Eukaryota; Fungi; Ascomycota; Dothideomycetes; Mycosphaerellales; Dissoconiaceae
Exons: 1
Coding region: 1-555 (184 amino acids)
Source: RefSeq, a predicted model, not a curated record